Molecule: messenger RNA, 3426 nt
Organism: Gamsiella multidivaricata
Lineage: Eukaryota; Fungi; Mortierellomycota; Mortierellomycetes; Mortierellales; Mortierellaceae
Exons: 3
Coding region: 448-3198 (916 amino acids)
Biological process (GO): GPI anchor biosynthetic process
Molecular function (GO): catalytic activity
Source: RefSeq, a predicted model, not a curated record
GGAAGUAAUUGGGAUGCUGGUGGUAUAGAGUGGCGCAUGAAGAGAACACCGCAAAAAAGGAAAAAAAAGAAAAAAAAGGCUGCAACAGCGUGGAAGGAAAAGUUAGAACGCGUUCAGAGGCAACUGGCCAAUUGGGUUUAAUGCAGCCGAAGUGGCUCGUGUCAGGACCCCUUUUCCCUCCUUUUGUGGGACACUCCUCUCUCCAUCGACACACCCUUCCUCAUUCAUCCUUCCUUCACUUCACUCCCCUUCUCACCUCAUUGCACCUCCCCUCGCCUCCCCUCCUUUCUUUCUCACCCGUUGCUACAAUAGCAACCCUACCAUUGUUUUAAUUUUGUUGCGUGUCUGCUUGUGUGCGCAAUAGCCUUUCAUUCUUCUCCUUGGUGCAUCGCCCACCACUCCUCUGGACCAGUAAUUCAAUAACACCCCAAACACAGGAACAGCUCUAUGGCCACCGAAUUCCAUGGACAGGCUCCAUCCUCUUCCGCCUCGUCCUCAGCAACGAACCCCAACACCGGCACCAACAUCAAUGCCAAUCCAAACCCUCAGCUUACCAGGAAGCGAGCAGUACCCAGUCCUCGACCUGGAGAGCUCUUGAUCUAUGACUGCAGGCCACUAUCAUCCUCCAGCCCAGCAUCCGCCACCUCCUCCGCCACGCAUGGGUCUUCGCCGCCUACACCAACGCCCGGUCUUAAGGAGGCCACCUUUCCAGGAAGGGCUGCUGGUGGUUCCGCUGUGUCUGACGGCUCAUCUUCUAUGGAAUCAUCGGUAUCGUCCAGCGGACGAGACCUGGCCUGCAAGCAGAUUACGCACAGUGAGCAAGGGGCAAUGGGUCAGAGUGAAUUCUCCGUCAAUCUGCAAGGAAUAGGAGCAGCCAAGGCAGCUACUAGUACAGAACGACGACCUAUCAGAUGUUUACAGUGGAACAUUGAGCGCAACUACAAACCUGCCGAAAUCCUCGCCACUCUCCAAGAGCUCGAUGCGGAUAUCUUGUGCAUCCAGGAGAUUGAUAUUGGAUGCCAUCGGUCCGGACACGAGCGGGACCAUUUUCUGGAGAUUUGUCAAUCUCAGGGACUCUAUGGCGGGUUCGUCCCAGAGUUUUGGGAACUCGAACACCCGGGGCGCAAGAAUCGGGACCAGGGCGGAGGCGUGCAUGGAAAUGCGAUCUUAUCAAAGUGGCCGAUCAAUGGGUUCCGUGUACUGGAUCAUGUUCACCACGCGUAUGAAUGGGAGAGAGACGGUCUGCAGUUGAACGAACCGAGACUGGGAAGACGAUUCACGAUUGUGGCAGAUGUUCAGACACCUUCAGGACCACUGCUUUGCUACUGCGCACACCUCGAGGUCUUCACCGGGAUUGUGGGUCGCAUAUCUGCAUUAAGUGACAUCUUGGCGGAUUCAGAGCUGUAUUCGGACCGAUAUCCAUAUCAGAUAUUAUUUGGUGACCUGAACACGAUUUCACACUCGAUCGCACGACUCGCCAAGACCAUCUCCACGGACCAGUACAGGAUCGCGUCGGUCGGGCUUCAGGAGGCAGAGUGGUGGGACCGCAAUCUCUGGAGCUGGCAUGUUCAAGAUGGCGAGUUCAAUCUGGCGCUUGCAACCGGAGGCUGGUCUUGGUUGAGGCGGCUUGGCUUUUUAGGCCUUGGUGCAGGAAACCAUUCAAAGGAUGGACAGGAGACAUUCUGGCCUGCAGAUGUGAGAUACACGCAGUGGCUCACGAGACUUGUGGGUGCUGGCCUGGAUUAUAUCAAACAGGCACGCCAGGAGCAGUUGUUGAAUGACAAGUUCAUUGCUCUGGGUCAGGAUCGACCUUCUCCUAUCAUCACUGGCAAAGAAAGUGCCGACGCUAUUCACGAACGUGCCAGCGUGGAGAGCGACAGGAGCUUCCAGGAUGAUGGAAGUAUUGUGUUGGUAGGACGGGCGAGAUCUCCCAGCAUUGUCACUCUGGAAUCCAGUCUGAUCGAUCGAACCGAGUAUACGUCUUCUUCACCAACAUGGUCCUCUUCUUCAGCAGCGAGAUACGGUGAUAGCGAAAACAAAGGCGAUCAUGAUGGAGCACCGGAGCGUGGACGGAGUCGUGGGGUUAAGGAGCCUCGAUCUGGAAAAUCAUCGACUCCAUCGACGCCGUCGCCCACGCUUCGAUUAAUUCCACCUACGCCCACGCAAUCCAGGGCGAAGAUGCUUUAUGGGCUGACGGAAGAGGAGCGCGGGAUUCUACUGGAGUAUGAUGAUGAUGAUGACGAAGAGGAUAUGGAGGACGAGGACGAGAACGAGAACGAGAUUGAAGAUCUCUUUUUGGGCAACCAUGGAUUUGGGUCGCAACACUUUUAUUCAGCAACGACCACAUUUUCAAGCGAUAAUGAUACUCAACACUUUAAUGACCAACACUCUAAUGACACAUUAAUGAACAGCAGCACUACAGUAACGACAUCACGACAACUUCAAGAACAACAACAACAACAACAACAACAACAACAACAACAACAACAACAGCAACAACAAAGCGAGAGCUCAAGCACUGAAAGCGAUAUGUUCAAAGACCCACAACCACCGUUCCACCUCUCGACGCUCAAGGUGGCGCACCCAUUCUUUUCGACACAACGUCUGUGGUCAGGAUUCACACCACUAGUGCUGCACCAGGCACGGAAUCCUGGGUUUUAUGACCCUUGGUCUGCGCGGGACGAUAUGACGCUGCACAACCCCAACUUCUUUGGGAUACUAAAGGCCAAGCUAGAUUACACACUGCUGAUGAACCUUAAGUGUGUGGAGCGCAAGGUCGGGAACCAUGAUUACUCGGCGAGUGAUCAUAAGUGGCUGCUAGUCGAGGUCGAGUUCGAGAGGGAGUUUAGAACAGUGGCAGGUUCAGCUUCAGCAGGAGAGGGAUCGGCACUGGAAGAAAAAGAGAAGGAGAAUCAGGAUGGAAAGUUGAUGGACAGGGGUGUGGCUAGCUUGAAUGGACUGCCGUCGAAGACGCAGCGGUACUUGUGGUGGAGGGAGCGACGAUUAGAGUGGGGACAAACGGUGCAGCCACUUGCGGUAUCGGGUUUGGGACUACAGCAGCAUGCGGGUCCAAUGAAGGCACAGCAGAGGAACAGGAAGUCGACGUCAUCGUCAUCUGGGAUGUAUGUUAUUGCGGCAACUUUGACGGCGGCUGUGGCAGUUGGAGGUGCAUGGCUUUGGGCACGACACCAUAAGUAAGGUCGUUGAGACGUCGAUCGAGAGGGAAUAGGGGAGGAGGAGAAGGAUCUUUUUAAGGACGAGGCAAUUGCGCUAUUAUCAACUCGGUAUCGGUUUAGAGCAUAGAUCAAUUAGCAACUUCCUUUCUUUUUGCAUACUAAGUAAAUUAUACCUGCAGGGUAGGGCUGCAUCGACAACUAUGCGUUUUUACCUAGAACAAAAAAAAGCGACGAAUAAAAAUGGUACGGC